AUGGCUUCAACCACCGAUUCCAAGGGUCCUAGGUCUUAUGUUACCCCCAAAGAACAAGACCUCCGACCCGAUGCAGUCGAUGAUUACGUCAAUUCCCACCUCCAGACGCCAGCCAACAACAAGUACCACAAUGCCCUCGAACAUAUCCGUGAGAAAUCAAUUGCGGCAGGUCUCCCUGACAUCGCAUGCUCCGCCGCCCAGGCGAAAUAUCUCGCCAUCCAGGUCAAGAUCGCGAAGGCCAAAAACAUCCUAGAGCUUGGGACCCUCGGAGGUUUCAGUGCGGCCUGGAUGGCCAGCGCGGGGCCGGACGUCAAGGUGACGACAGUCGAGCUCGAGGAGCACAAUGCCAAUGUGGCUUCCAAGAACAUCGCCGAAGCAGGCCUUCAGAACCAGAUCGAGAUCAAGCAAGGUGCAGGUCUGGACGUUCUUCCCAAGCUUGUCGCCGAGGUGCAAUCAGGGAAGCGGCCAGAGUUCGACUUCAUCUUCAUCGAUGCUGACAAGCAGAAUAAUCUCGCGUACUUGAAUCUGGCUCUUCCCGCAAGCCGCUCGGGAACUGUCGUCAUUGUUGACAACGUCGUCCGCCAGGGCAGGAUUGCUUAUCCUGACGAGGCGGCCAAGGAUGAGCGUAUUUCUGCUACCCGAAACCUGAUUGAGACAAUUGGCAAGGACGAGCGUCUAGAUGCCACCGUCAUUCAAACAGUGGGAGAGAAGCAAUACGACGGUUUCUUGUUUGCAAUCAAGAAGUAG
Molecule: messenger RNA, 747 nt
Organism: Clonostachys rhizophaga
Lineage: Eukaryota; Fungi; Ascomycota; Sordariomycetes; Hypocreales; Bionectriaceae
Source: the annotation of a GenBank genome assembly